ACCGUGCUGCGCUUUCCUAUAAUAAAAAAUGGAUUCACAUCCCAUAGGUAUUGCAAUACCCCACAAAUCCCAGCCACCCAUUUAAUCUAAAGACUCAUUUACUUGACACCUCAUCAUACCAGGCUGGCAAUCCGUGUGCUCAGCUCUUUGCCAAUUCAAUUUGCUCUCUCCUCACUGCUUCCUACCUAAGCUUCUCAUCAGAUCCAAAAAAAUUCCAAAUGUUUCCAUCUUCCACCAAACCUUUGUCUAUGGCUGAAUCUCCAUGGCUAUAGCUAGCAGCCACCAAAUCCCUCACCACAACCGGUGAUGCUUGCCGCUAUGGCAUUCGCCUCGUCUCACUAUUUCUCUCUCUCUCUCAUCUGGGUUUCUCUGUUUUCUCCUUCUCUCAAGCCCAGCCGUGGCCGAGCUUCUGCUUCCACUCACACCUAUCGCCGUUGGCGGUGCUUCUCAUCGGCGUCACAGCCACUGGUGGCCGCGGGUCCAGCUCUCUUAUUCUUUAUUUUCAUUCUCUUUUAUUUAUUUUCAAUUUUUUUUUGCCUUUUAGAUAAGACUGAAACCCCUUUGACACUCAUUUUGUUUCCUUUUUUAUUAGUUUAAUGAAUAACAUUUUUUUUCAGUUUUGAUUAGCUUGAUGAAUGGGUUUUCUUGUUUGGAUUUCUGGUAUUAGCAAUAACUGUUAUUAUUGGCAUUUUUAAAGCUGGUUUUUGGGUGGGCAUUGAAGAUAUUUGUUGAAGUGCUUUAUAGAGUUUUAGUUUAUCUCUCUGUAUUCUGCCUUUUUUUGGAUUUUUAUGCUAAAACUGUGAUGCUAUGUGUAUGGAAAUUGGACUUUUUUUUUAUUAGCUUGAUUAAUGGGUUUUCUUGUUGAGUGUAAAGCUUGAUGGUUUUGCUUGAGUUUGAAAAUUGGGGCUUUGCAAUAUGGCCGAAUCUGUUGUGGUUGAAUGAAUAUGGGUUUUCUUGUAAUUGUUGUGUGUAUGGGUCUCUUGGCUUUGGCAUUUUGGAAAUGUUGAUACUAAAUCUAUGAUUUUUUCCUCUGAUCCAGAUUUCUUUGCCUAAGAGUAUCCAUUUCUUAUUCCUUAGUUUCUUUCACUGAAACAGAACUAUGAUUCUUAGCUUGAUAAUAAUUUCUUAGUUUGAAGUUUGUCACAAUGGAUCAGUUUUUUCUCAUUCCCUAUGUUACUGCUGUGGUUUGAGUUGUGAAAUGCACUGAAGAUGUUUGAGAAAAUAUACCUACUGAAAUCCAACUUAUUUGGUCUUGGGUGUCUGUGUUUCCCUAGGUUAUCAAUUAAGUAGAGUGGUGUAUGUGUUCGUUUUGACACUUUAAUGAUCUGAAAUCUGGUUUAUUUGAUGGAAAACCAAAUUGUGCCCACUUUGGCUACCAACCAUAAGAGGAAGGAGGUCAUUAAAUAUGUGCAACGUCUCAUUAGGAAACGUGUUGGAUGUGAGAUUUGUGCUUAUUUUUACAGGUCUUCCUAUAUGGAUAACAUAUCUUCCUGAUGGAGAUAUUGAUUUGACUACCCUUAGUUGUCCAAGUGUUGAGGAUGCCUGGGUAUCUGAUGUUCAUGCUGUUCUGAGGGAAGAAGAACAUAAUGAAGCUGCUCGGUUUGAAGUGAAGGAUAUCCAUUGCAUUGAUGCUGAGGUUAAGCUUGUGAAAUGCAUUGUACAGAAUAUCGUGGUAGAUAUAUCGUUCAAUCAGUUAGGAGGACUUUGUAUGCUUUGUUUUCUUGAACAGGUUGAUCGUCUUGUUGGUAAAGAUCAUCUCUUUAAGCGCAGCAUUAUUCUGAUAAAAGCUUGGUGCUAUUAUGAAAGUUGUAUUCUUGGUGCCCAUCAUGGUUUGCUUUCAACCUAUGCUUUGGAGACAUUGGUCCUUUAUAUUUUCCAUCAAUUUCAUUCUUCCCUAAAUGCACCUUUAGCAGUUCUUUACAGAUUUUUAGAUUACUUCAGCAGAUUUGAUUGGGAAAGUUAUUGUAUUAGUUUAAGUGGACCAGUUUGUAAAUCUUCUCUACCUGAUAUUGUAGCUGAGGUACAAGAAAAUGGGGGAGAUGAUCUAUUGCUAAGUGAAGAAUUUGUCAGAAACUGUGCCGAGAUGUUCUCAGUGUCCCCAAAGGGUUCUGAGACGAAUUCAUGAGCAUUCACCCAGAAGCAUCUUAACAUUAUUGAUCCACUUAAAGAAAACAACAACCUUGGGCGUAGUGUCAAUAGAGUGGUGUGAUGACUACAGAGAACCCGCAAAAUAUUAACGGAGAAGAUUGCUCAGUUGAAUUCAGCCAUAGACGAUGUUUCUGCUCAGCUUCAUGGAGAUGAUGCCCCUAAUGGAGCUGCAGUGAAUUCAGAUGAAGUUGGAGCUUCAAUGUAACAGAAUAUUUGUUGUAAUUGCCAUAUAAACCGUCACUACUUGCGUGUGAUUAGUACUGGAAAAACAAUGUUUUGAAUCCUUUAUCCGUUUUAAUUUUCUAUUCGGUUAAUAAAUUCAGGUUGAUUUUACUUAUAUAA
This is a messenger RNA of Quercus lobata, 2490 nucleotides long. RefSeq lists its product as uncharacterized. NCBI's taxonomy places the organism in Eukaryota, Viridiplantae, Streptophyta, Magnoliopsida, Fagales, Fagaceae. The coding region runs from base 1406 to 2125 and encodes 239 amino acids. The record is from RefSeq and is a predicted model, not a curated record. The transcript has 7 exons.